AUGACUGCUGGUCCCUCAGCAGUAGUCCUGCUGAUUUUUGCCUUGACUGCGUUGCCAGUAGGGUCUCUGAAGUUCUUUCACGUGUCUGAUGUCCAUCUUGAUCCAUUCUACAAUAAGGCUGCGGAUGUGAGCAUUUAUUGCCAGGGAUCUGGCUCAACAGCAGAUUAUGAGGCACCUUAUGGUAGGAUCGGUUGUGACUCACCGUUAGCUCUGUGGAAAAUUGCUCUAUUAGGAAUGAAGGAGGAAGGACAAAGUGCUGAGUUUAUGAUGCUCUCUGGAGAUUCGUCUGCCCAUGGUCUAACAGAUGAUCAUGGUUCACCAAAAGUCUUAAAAGCCAUGUCCAUAGUGGCAAGUGAAGCCCACAAAGUGUUUCCAGACAUUCCAAUUUUUCCUGCAAUUGGCAACAAUGACCUCCCUGGACAUUAUAUUCUACCAAACAAUAGCGAUUGAUACAAAACAGUCUUGUCUUACUGGGCCCCACUCAUUUUGUGCUCACAUUGUCCCAGGAGCGUGGAAAAGCCUACAACAAUGGAGGAAUUGGCAAAGACAUUUCUAGAGGGCGGUUACUAUAAAGUCAACAUUGCAGGUGGAAAAAUGAUUUUACUUGUGCUGAAUACCAUGUACUGGAAUAACAACUGGUACACGAAUGAUCUUGUUAAACAAAUUGCUGAAACUCAAAUGCAGUGGUUCAAAGACCAACUUCAACUCGCCAAAGACCAAAAGAAAAGAGUCCUUAUCAUGAGCCACAUUCCACCUGGAGGCGACCCAUAUGAUGGUUCCUACUUCUGGCAUAAAAAAUAUUUAAUACCUUAUGCGAGUCUGACAGCCGGACAAUUCCAUGAUGUAGUGGCAGGCCAGUUCUAUGGUCAUACUCAUAGAAACGACUUCCAUCUUCAAAUAAUGAACACUGCAAGUGAUGAAGCAGAAAAAACUUCCACCAAAUCCUUUGUUCUACAAGUUGCCUCAGUAUCACCUGUCUACUCUAACAAUCCAACAUUCAGAGUGAUGUCUUUGGACACAAGAGAACGUGCUCUUGUUGACUAUGACCAAUAUUAUCUUGACUUGGUUCUUGUGACAGAAUUUGCACAUCCCGUUUGGAAGUUUGAUUCCACAUUUAGCAGAAAGUAUCCAUCAAAACACAAGUUAAUCGAUGCAGACAGAAUCGAUGAGCUGAACCGUAAGCUAAUCAGCCAAACUGAAGGCAGAUAUUGGAAUGAAUACAUGCCUUCAACAACCUCCCACUACCAGCUGGGUUCAUACGAUCGGUUUGCCCUCUAUUGUGUCAUGAGAUAUGUCUCUGAAGAUGAUUUUGAGAAAUGCCAUGAAAAAUUCAAAGUACCUGGUGGCUAGUUAAAUAAUUAUAACAAAAUAUGUUAUGAGGUAUUCAAUAUAACAUCAUAUC
Molecule: messenger RNA, 1402 nt
Organism: Pocillopora verrucosa
Lineage: Eukaryota; Metazoa; Cnidaria; Anthozoa; Scleractinia; Pocilloporidae
Source: RefSeq, a predicted model, not a curated record